AUGACGAAUUCAAACAAGGACCCGUAUGUUUCUAAAGCAACAAAGAAAGCACUCAUGGUAAAAAUCUUUAGUUCAACACCAAAUGCUUGGUUUAUGGAUAUCUUGGAAAACAUUCCGA
Trichomonas vaginalis G3 is the source of this 118-nucleotide messenger RNA. RefSeq lists its product as uncharacterized. NCBI's taxonomy places the organism in Eukaryota, Parabasalia, Trichomonadida, Trichomonadidae. The record is from RefSeq and is a predicted model, not a curated record. The transcript has a single exon. The annotation marks the transcript as partial.